Messenger RNA from Archocentrus centrarchus (flier cichlid), 1193 nucleotides. Its product is annotated as T-cell surface antigen CD2-like. Gene Ontology annotation, cellular component: membrane; cell-cell junction. The record is from RefSeq and is a predicted model, not a curated record. NCBI's taxonomy places the organism in Eukaryota, Metazoa, Chordata, Actinopteri, Cichliformes, Cichlidae. The transcript has a single exon. Bases 118 to 1089 code for a protein of 323 amino acids.
UUAUAUUCUUUGCAAAUGUAACACAGAACAGGUUCUGAAGCAGGACUUGAAAUCAUCUCGACUUCUUAACCUUUAUACUUUUUGACAGUUGUUUGCAGAGGCAUACUUCUGGAUAUCAUGGCAUAUUUUACAGCCGCACUUGGUGCUGCCAUUUUGUUGGGAUUCAUCAAGCUCUCAGUGGCAAAUGAAGCUACCUGUGAUCUCUAUGCUGUUCCUGGGCAGACUCUGACUCUGCCUUUUGUCUUUGAGGGACUGACAAACUUACAUAUUGUGAAAUGGACUCAUAACAAGAAAACAGUUUUCAACAAGCAAAGAGGAGUGAUUGUUGGGAAACCAGAGGACAUUUCUUCAAAAGGAUCACUUGUGCUUAAGAAAAUUCAGUUGUCAAGUGAAGGGAUUUACCAGGUAGAUGUGCUCCAUCCUAAUCAUACUUCUGCUAAAACAUGGACUGGGCGCCUCUGCGUGAUGGACAAAGUCUCAAAACCACAGCUCAGUUAUGUCUGUGACUUCAGGUCUAUGGCUGUCAAUCUUAAUUGCUAUGUAGCUAAAUCUAAGGGUCUGGUGUUCUCAUGGACGCGUGAUGAAGAGACAUUAAAAAAUGAAACAAAGGAAACACUCAGCAUAUCUCUUAUGCAUCUGAAAGGGGAGAGAAGUUUCACAUGCAGCGCGGCAAACAAAGUCAGCAAGGUGAGCAGCGACAAGGUUCGUCCAACUUGUCCAACUUUACUUUCUUUUACACCCAAAACUGUUCUGGCAGUGCUAGCAGGCGGAGCAGGUCUGAUUCUUUUUCUGCUCGUCAUCAUCAUUGUAUUAUCCUGCUUACUCAGACGCAGUAAAAACCAAAUGAGUUCCACGGAUGUAAGCGAACUGAGGACGCUUUCUCUAAAGAAGCGAGAAUCGGAUUCUGUAAGCCCAAAGUAUGAGACCAUGCAGCCAACAGAGGGCUCUCCGCCCCCCAAACCCCAGCCUUCACCAAGAGCGUGUUACCAGGAUGUUUCACACUUUGAAUUCCAGACUGAAAACAGGCCUCCACAGCCUUCACCUGUACCAAAGCCAAGGACAAGGAACCUCCAGGGAGCAAACAUCUGACAUCCCACUGACUUUGUGAGAAAAAAAGCACAUUUGUGGAAAUUCUCCUUAUUAUCUUCACUUUUAAUUUACACUUUGUGUGUGUGUGUGUGUGUGUGUGUGUG